AUGGCUGCGCCAGCACACGAAGCAGCGGCCGCAGCACCACCUGCUCCAGCUCCCGAUGCGGCCAAAGCAGCCGCAGACGCCAUGGAAUCGAUGCAUGUAGCUGCGGCACAGGCAAAGGAUAAAGCUGCUCAAGAAGCUGCAGCAAAGAUGGAAGCAGAGCAUGUAGCUGCAGCACAGGCAAAAGAUAAAGCUGCUCAAGAAGCUGCUAAGAAGAUGGAGGCAGAACAUAUAGCAAAUGCCCAGGCAAAAGAUAAAGCCGCUCAAGAAGCUGCUAAGAAGAUGGAGGCCGAGCAUAUAGCCAAUUCCCAGGCAAAAGAUAAAGCCGCUCAAGAAGCUGCAGCAAAGAUGGAGGCAGAGCACAUAGCAAAAGCCCAGGCCGCAGACGCAGCCCACAAGGCAUCAGCGGAUGCCAUGGAGGCCAUGCAUGUUGCAUCGGAAAAGGCCAAGGACGCAGCUCACAAGGCAUCUGCCGACGCCAUGGAAGCUAUGCACGUCUCGAAGGAAAUGGCCAGCAUCGCCGCUGAGCAGACUCCAGCUGCGAUGACCCCGGCCGCUGAAAUGCCUCCGGCUGAGGAAGUUCCGGUUCCUCAACAGACCAUUACUGUUUCUCCAGAAACCCCGGCACCGGCCGCUGCUCCUGCUGGCAUGCCUGCCCAUACACCUCCUCCGGCCGCUGCCAUGCCUCCUCCUCCUCCACCACCGGCAGAGAUGCCACCACCAGCUGCUCCCGCUGGAAUGCCUGCUCACAUGCCUCCGCCGCCUCCAGCAGAGAUGCCAGCUCCUCCUGCUCACAUGCCUCCACCUGCGGCAAUGCCACCAGCGGAGAAGCCUGCUCCCCCUGCUCACAUGCCUGCUCCGGCGGAGGUACCCGCUCCUCCUGCUCACAUGCCUCCUCCGGCAGAGAAGCCUGCUCCUCCUGCUCACAUGCCUCCUUCGGCAGAGAAGCCUGCUCCUCCUGCUCACAUGCCUGCACCUCCCGCGGCAAUGCCACCAGCGGAGAUGGCUCCUCCCGCAUCAAUGCCUCCAGCUGAGAUGCCUCCUGCCGCUGCUGAGACACCUGCCGCUGCCGCCAACAUGUCAAUGCCUCAAGCGGCACCACCGGCUGCUACAGUGACUGAGAGUUUCUCGCUCGUGAUGGGUGCGGCUCUUGCAAACAAGACAGCCUCAGCAAUGGCUGAAAUGACUGCUCCUCCCGCUGAGAGUCCUGCCGCUGUCGAGACACCUGCUGCUGCCGAGAGUCCUGCCGCCGCUGAGAGUCCUGCCGCCACUGAGAGUCCUGCUGCUGCCGAGACACCUGCUGCUCCUGCCGAGACUCCCGCCAUGCCUCCUGCCGCUGCUAUGCUUCCACCACCCCCACCAGCUGAAGAGAAGCCCGCCCCUCCUCCUACUGAGAAGCCUGCCCCUCCCGCUGAAAAGCCCGCUCCUCCUGCCGAGAAACCUGCUCCGGCUGAGAAGCCCGCUCCCCCGGCUGAAGAGAAACCUGCUCCUCCAGCUGAGAAGCCAGCUCCUGCCGAAGAGAAACCCGCACCACCGGUCGCCGCUGAAGAGGCCAAUGGCGCGCCUGCCCCUCCGAUGCCUGCCGGCGCAGGCGAAGCCACAAUUUCCCUUCCCGCAGGCUUCUUGACUGCUGCACGCCUACGCAGACAUCCUCACCGGGGGCUUAUGCCAGCUAAGCGUGGCAUGAAGGCUAUUGCGUUCUAA
Pyrenophora tritici-repentis Pt-1C-BFP is the source of this 1701-nucleotide messenger RNA. RefSeq names its product FimV, Tfp pilus assembly protein FimV. Lineage: Eukaryota; Fungi; Ascomycota; Dothideomycetes; Pleosporales; Pleosporaceae. The record is from RefSeq and is a predicted model, not a curated record.